AUGUCGGACGAUCGCGAGGCGGCGUUAGACUCGGUAGUUAAAGUGUUCGCCGUCGCGAGCAGCCCUAACUACUGGCUUCCCUGGCAGAGCAAGCCGCAGCGCGAGGUGACGGGGUCCGGAUUCGUCGUAUCGGGACGGCGCAUCCUCACGAGCGCGCACGUCGUCGCGGACCACACGUUUGUACUCGUUAGAAGGCACGGAUCCCCUAAGAAGUUCCUCGCUACUGUAGAAGCUGUAGCACACGAUUGCGACCUGGCGCUGCUCUCAGUGAAGGACCCCGCGAGCGUGGGCAGCGGGGAGGGGGGGAUCAACGGCGGGGGCAGCGGGGAUGCGCGCGCGGACAGCGAGGAGUUCUGGGAGGGCAUGCGCGCGCUGGAGCUGGGGGACGUGCCGCUUCUGCAGGAGUCGAUCGCCGUGGUGGGAUACCCACAAGCAUCAGCAUCACCAUGGGCGUGGUGCACAGCGCGGCUCACUUUGCUGCCCAUUCAUACUGUUCCCUCGCUCACCUCUCCCUUUCCCACCCACCACACCACCACCCCGUGCCAGGCAGUGACAACAUCAGCAUCACCAUGGGUGUGGUGUCACGGGUGGAGCCAGUACGUGCACAGUGCGGCGCACCUGCUGGCCAUUCAGAUCCACACCUCUCCCUCUUCCUCUCAACACGUUCCACCGUCCCCUAUGUCAGGCGGUGACAACAUCAGCAUCACCAUGGGAGUCGUCUCAAGAGUGGAACCAACUCAAUACGUGCACAGCGCAGCGCACCUGCUGGCCAUUCAGAUCGACGCUGCCAUCAACCCCGGCAACAGCGGUGGCCCCGCCCUCAUCAUGGCCCCUGCCGCCCCUGCCGCCCCUGCCGCCGCCCCUGCUGCCGCCGCACCUCCCGCCCCUGCCGCCCCUGAUGCGGGAGGGGAAGGAGUCGAAGGGGGGAUGGGAGAGGGAGCGGGAGGGGUGGAAGGAGGAUGGGGGAGUGGCGGGGAAGCAGGGGGGGGAGGGAUGGGGAGAGGGGUGUGGGGGGAGGGGGGGGUGAGGGGGAGCAGGGGGGCGGAAGGGGCCCAGCAGUUGGAAUACCGCGUGGCAGGGCUGGCGUUCCAGAACCUGUCAGGAGCGGAAAAUAUCGGCUACAUCGUCCCAGUGCCCAUCAUCCGUCGUUUCCUAGCAGACGCAUCUCUAGGGCACCGCCGCUUCCCGAGCUUUGCCUCGCUAGGCGUGUCGUGCCAGCCGCUUGAGAACUGCCAGGGCUGCUGCGUCAUGCCCUUUCUCGCUCUGCUGCUGCUUCCUCCCCAUCUUCUUUUUCCCCUCCCUUCCCCCCCUCUCCGUCCCUUUUCCUCCUCUCCCUCCCUCCCCUCUCCACCCAGCUACAUCGUCCCAGUGCCCAUCAUCCGUCGUUUCCUAGCAGACGCAUCUCUGGGGCACCGCCGCUUCCCGGGCUUUGCUUCGCUGGGCGUGUCCUGCCAGCCGCUCGAGAACUGGCAGCUGCGGGCGCACCUCAAGAUGCCACGUGGCGCCACGGGAGUGGUCGUGAACGCGGUGCAGCCGCUGAGCGACUCCAGCCGCUGGCUGCGGAAUGAUGAUGUGCUCACGGCGUUUGACGGCGUUCCCAUCGCCAAUGACGGGUCAAAAACUUACCUCUCGCCCCCUCUCCCCAUUCCCCCCACCUCUCCCUCCCCAGUCAUGUUCCGCAAGAGGGAGCGUCUGCCCUUUGACUACCUCGUGUCGCUCAAGCCAGUGGGGGAAACCGCUCGGGUGUCGGUGCUGCGGCACGGGCAGCCCAUGGACUUCCACAUCCGCCUCAACCCGGUAUGUGCUCUUCAUGACUGCUGCCUUGCCUUCAAAAGACAGACAGACAGCGUCUGUCUCUCAGUUUCACAUCUUGCCCGUCUUCCGUCCAUGCUCUGCCAUCCUCCAUCUCUCAACCGCUGCCCACUCCACUCCUACCAGAUCCCAGCACUGGUGCCAGCGCAGCAGUUUGACAUCUCCCCCUCCUACUUCAUCUUCGCGGGCCUGGUGUUUGUGCCGCUGACCCAGCCGUACCUGCACGAGUACGGCCCUGACUGGUUCAACAGCAGCCCCAGACGGCUGUGCGAGCGCGCGCUGAGAGACAUCCCCUCCAAGCCCAGCCAGCAGAUUGUGAUUCUGUCACGGGUGCUGGCCGAUGAGGUCAACUCUGGCUUUGAACGGCUGGCGGAGCUGCAGGUCAAGCGAGUCAACGGCAAGGAGGUGGAGAACUUGAGGCAGCUACGCGACGAAGUGCUACAGUGCACGGACGGCUUCGUCAGAUUUGAUUUGGACGACGACCGCGUGAUUGCUGUCAGCGUAGCUGCUGCCAAGAAGGCAAGCGCUCAGAUCCUGAGGCGCUACCGCGUGCCGUGUGCUUCCUCCUGGGAUCUGCAACAAGGUGAUGCAGAGAAGGGCGAAGCAACGGUUCAAGCAGGGGCGUCUUGA
Closterium sp. NIES-65 is the source of this 2442-nucleotide messenger RNA. Lineage: Eukaryota; Viridiplantae; Streptophyta; Zygnematophyceae; Desmidiales; Closteriaceae. The record is from the annotation of a GenBank genome assembly.